AUGUCCAACCCCUUCCUGAAGCAGGUCUUCAACAAGGACAAGACCUUCCGGCCCAAGCGCAAGUUCGAGCCAGGCACCCAACGCUUUGAGCUGCACAAGAAGGCGCAGGCCUCGCUGAACGCAGGGUUGGACCUGAAGCUGGCCGUGCAGCUGCCCGCUGGCGAGGAGCUCAACGACUGGGUGGCCGUGCAUGUGGUGGACUUCUUCAACCGCGUCAACCUCAUCUACGGCACCAUCAGUGACGGCUGCACCGAGCGCUCCUGCCCCAUCAUGUCAGGUGGCCCCAAGUACGAGUACCGUUGGCAGGAUGAGCACAAGUUCCGGCGGCCCACGGCACUGUCGGCCCCCCGCUACAUGGACCUGCUCAUGGACUGGAUCGAGGUGCAGAUCAACAAUGAGGACGUCUUCCCCACCAACGUUGGCACGCCGUUCCCCAAGAACUUCCUGCAGGUGGUGAAGAAGAUCCUGUCCCGGCUCUUCCGCGUGUUCGUGCAUGUGUACAUCCACCACUUCGACCGCAUUGCGCAGCUAGGUUCAGAGGCUCACGUCAACACCUGCUACAAGCACUUCUACUACUUUGUCACCGAGUUCGGCCUCAUCGACACCAAGGAGCUGGAGCCACUGAAAGAAAUGACUGCACGGAUGUGCCACUGA
Rangifer tarandus platyrhynchus (Svalbard reindeer) is the source of this 654-nucleotide messenger RNA. NCBI's taxonomy places the organism in Eukaryota, Metazoa, Chordata, Mammalia, Artiodactyla, Cervidae. The record is from the annotation of a GenBank genome assembly.